This is a messenger RNA of Cooperia oncophora, 513 nucleotides long. The record is from the annotation of a GenBank genome assembly. Lineage: Eukaryota; Metazoa; Nematoda; Chromadorea; Rhabditida; Trichostrongylidae.
AUGUCCGGCCACCUGCUUUCUAUCUUGUUUUUCUUGGGACUUUUUCCUCGUGAACAAGGAUUUUAUGUGCCUGGAGUAGCUCCUGUUGAGUUCAAAAGUGGCGAUCCUAUUGAAGUGAAGGCAAUUAAACUCACAAGUACAAAAACUAUUGUUCCAUACGAAUAUUACUACCUUCCAUUUUGUCGUCCUGAUGGGGAUUUAUUGUACAAGUCAGAAAAUCUUGGUGAAGUGAUGCGAGGAGAUCGUAUCGUGAACACUCCGUACCAGUUAUUUAUGAAAAAGGACAUUAUCUGUUCUUCUGCUUGUACGAAGGCUCAACCGGUAGAGGUGAGCGCGUCAGCGGCGAAGAGGUUGAUGGACCGUAUAAAGGAAGAUUAUCACGCUCACUUGCUGGUUGACAAUCUUCCUUCUGCUACAAAAUACGAGGUUCCAAAAACUGGAGAAGUUUUUUAUGACCUUGGCUACAAAAUCGGCUGGGUUGGCGAAGAUGGCAAGGUAAGCGAAAACUUGUAG